Morone saxatilis (striped sea-bass) is the source of this 7438-nucleotide messenger RNA. RefSeq names its product mannosidase, alpha, class 1B, member 1a (gene man1b1a). NCBI's taxonomy places the organism in Eukaryota, Metazoa, Chordata, Actinopteri, Moronidae. Gene Ontology annotation, molecular function: calcium ion binding; mannosyl-oligosaccharide 1,2-alpha-mannosidase activity. Gene Ontology annotation, biological process: carbohydrate metabolic process; N-glycan processing. The record is from RefSeq and is a predicted model, not a curated record. Gene Ontology annotation, cellular component: membrane; endoplasmic reticulum.
GGCAGCCAGCAGGCACUGAGGUGAGGUGAGGGGCAGGCAGCUCGAUAUGUGACACAUUUCUUUACGGAUUUUCUGGUGUGUGUGUGUGUGUGUGUGUGUUUUGAUGAAGUGCCUUACAUAACUUACAGUAGCUUACAUAGCUCGUUGCUCUAACGUUAGCUAAUUGACUAAUGUAGCUUGUUUUGUGUACAGUAACUUAACUCGGCUCGGUUUUCUCGGUUUAAAAUAAUUCUGGUGUCAACUGGCUAUACUAAAAAGACUUUUAUCAAGUAAUCUGCGAGACUAACUAACAGCCUAUGCUAGUGUAGAGUCAGAAUUAUAUUCCAUUCAGCUUUGCUUUGAAGCUCUUUUUACUAACUUAGAAAUCUGUGAUAAAGCUUUCGCAACAACACCCGUUUCCCCAAAACGUCCCAAGAGCAAGUGUAUGUACACGUAACACAUCCGUCAGCUGUCCAUGGUACUGAAGAGGAGGACGACGAGUACGAUUUAAAGGAUCCCACCAGCAAGCCAUACUAUAUCAAUGCUAAAAAUGCAUCAUUUGUAAACAAUAAAUGAAGUAAAUGACAGAAGUAGUUACAUUUAUCCAUACAUUAUAGAAGCCAUCAGCUUCAGCCGUGCUAUAUUUUAUAUGACACAUGGUACUAUGUUGAACUAAGUGAAAGCAGUUAAGCUGACGAUCAGUGCAGCUUCAGCCAGUGUCAAAUGGUGCUUUUACCUCUCAAAUAUAACCUCAAAUCAAACGGUGACCAUUCUUAACAUCCUAAAUUAAAUUUGCAGCAGCUGAAGAAAUCAAAGAAGAAACAGUGCUAGUGUACAAGUUUACAGUAAACCACAUGUCAGCUAGGUGAAGGUUUAAUAAAAUCGGUACACUCCUUUUUAAAAACGUACACCUGUAAAUCUCUGACGGUUAAAUGCUGGUGAACAAUGGUGUGGUAGACAAUAGUAGCACAAACCUUUCACUUCUAUGACCUACGAGUGUCUGCCCCGAUCAGAGGAUGUAUCCACCUUCCAGAAAGGACUUCAUCUCUCUGACACUCAGUGAUCCGCACAGUCACACUUACAACAACGGCAAACACCGGAGACAGUCCUGCUGGAGGAAAUGGAAGCAGCUGUCUCGGCUCCAGCGAAGCCUCAUCCUGUUCCUGCUGGCUCUGCUGCUCAUAUUUGGACUGCUCUCCUAUCCCAGUAUCACAGAGCAGUGGAGAGGGUUGUCUGACAGGGAGGACUGGCUGGAGCUGAAUGACAGAGAGGUGAAAACAAUUCUUCCAGAUGUUAAGUCUGUAUUGGGUCAAGCUGCAGGUAAAGCUCCAGCUCCUGUGGCAGGGCCACACGUUGAGCCAGCUUUAGGUCCAGCUUUGAGGCCAGAUGUGGGUCCAGAUGCUGCUCCAGAUUCUGUGGUGGAGCCCAGAGAACCAAACAUCCUCAUUUUGGCUAAACCACCCACUAAGAAAAAGACCCAAAUCCCAAAUAAGAGAGGUCCACCAAACCUGCAGAAAGAUGGAAACAUUUCAGACAUAGCUGGUGGGGAAAAGCAAGAGCAAGAUGUGGUUCAAGAUGGCGAGGGUGAAGAGGAGGACAAAGAAAAGAAAAUUGUCAGCUGGAGAGGAGCAAUGAUUGAAGCUGACCAGGCCACAGAGCCCCCACCCUCGGCUGAUGAGAAAGAAGCUGCAGCGCCCCCAGUCCCAGCCAACCCCGCUAACACUGUUCCACUUGAAGUGUCAACUGGAACUGUGGACCGACUGGAGGCAGUACGUGAUGCCUUCAGGCAUGCGUGGAAAGGGUAUAAGGACUAUGCCUGGGGUCACGAUGAGCUCAAGCCCAUCUCCAAGUCUUUUGGAGAGUGGUUUGGACUGGGUUUGACGCUCAUUGAUUCUCUGGACACCAUGUGGAUUAUGGGCCUAAAAGAAGGACCACCUUGUCUGCUUCCUGCCAGGAACCCUGGCGCUGGGGGCCCACAACGGCCUCCCUGGGGACCACAUGGAUCUGGCUGUGGAGCUGACGGAGACGUGUCACCAGAUGUACAAACAGAUGGAGACUGGUCUGAGCCCAGAGAUCGUACACUUCAGCCUGCAGGCCAGUGACGGCCGUGACGUUGUUGUCAAGCCUGCAGACAGACACAACCUGCUGAGACCAGAAACAGUGGAAAGUCUCUUCUACAUGUACAGAUUUACUAAAGACACCAAGUACAGAGACUGGGGGUGGGACAUACUGCAGAGCUUCAAUAACUACACCAAGGUGUCUGAUGGCGGCUACACGUCCAUUAACAACGUUCGUGACCCCGUCAACCCCGGGCCCCGGGACAAGAUGGAGAGCUUCUUCCUGGGUGAGACGCUCAAGUACAUGUAUCUGCUCUUCUCUGAUGACAUGGAGCUGCUCAGUCUAGACAAGUAUAUCUUCAACACAGAGGCCCAUCCUCUGCCCAUAUGGCCCUCCCCACCCAAGUGAUGUCACCAUACAGGAGACGUCUGUAAAGAUUAGGCCCACAGAGUCCUGUACCAGUCAAAGACUGUUACUGCUGCUCAGUCGGGCGCGUCUCUUAAUCAACCGUCCACGCUGGACUGCCGCGUUGAGCAGUAAAGCAGAUCUGUGCCGUCCACCUGUACUUUGAUACGUUUCCAUGUGAAAAUGAUUUUGUUUUUGUUUGUUUGUUUUCCUUUUUCUUUAUUUUUCCUAAGGAAAAGGUUUGUGUUAGAGCUGGUCUCUAAUGUAGAAAACUUUUUUUAAAUCAGUUGUGACUAGCUGGCGCUAACAAGACAAGACAGAAGAUAGUGUGAAGGCUUUGUUACCUGGGUGACUGGGGUAGUUCUUGUAUGUACGUGGUAACAACAAUCAUGUCUUCCCUAAGUUUGUCUUUGUGGGGCUGUGAACAGUGUCUGUGUCCACAGAUUCAUUCUGUUCAUUUACAGAUGUUUGGAGGUGCAGCAUGUUCAGCUGAAUUUAUAUUUAAACAGAAUUCUCUGUUAUUUGUAAAAGUAUUUGCGUGGGCAACACCCAGCGCACUUGCUUAAGUAAAAGAAAUGAUAUAAAGAAGUUGAGUUGUAACUUUUAGUCUCUUUUCAGAUGUCUGUCCCCUGUAUUGUCCCAUCUGCAGUGCAGUGUCCAGGGACCUGUUUCAGUUCUGAGGCCAGUGCCUUGCUGAAAAGCAAAUGCAGAGUAUUCCUAAUACCUAACAUGCAUGUCUUUAAUUGAAUAAAGACUGUAAGUGUUGGGAGGUUAAUGGUUAGGAAGCUAGCCAUAGCCCAGAAGCUACAGAAAUAGAAUCACUGAAACCCUUAUUGGUGAUGUUUAAUGCAUCUAAGCCUGUUGUGUUGUUUGUGUACAGGCUUUACUCCGUCCACUGAGCUCAUUAGAUACUCAAUGCGUGUUUUCCAGACUCCCAUUAUCAGGCAGAAACAGUUUACCAGAUUAAAACACUGGCUAUAAUGAUUGUUGUCACCAAGAUGGGACAGUUACAGCCCCAGAAUGCAUUGCACUUAAAAACUUAAAAUGGAUUACUGGGUAUUACUGUAGCAGUGAUUCUUUCAAUACUGAAAGAUAACAAGUUAGAUAUGGUAAAGCUUACUGCGCAUUCACACCUUGUGUGUUUUUAAAGGGAAAUCUGCUUGUUGUUGUUUACUGGUGUUUUCAUUUCAUGUGUUGCAGUGACUGAGUAGUCAUGGGUUUUAUGGCCCAAAAGUAAAACAUAUAAAGGUCUAAUGAAUGAAUCAGUCCUGAAUGAUUUCAGUCGGAGCUAUACACACAGCGACGUUUUGUUUUAUUGAUGAAUGUAUUUGUUUGGUUGUUUUUAUUUUGUUUCACCUUUUCCAUAGAGGAGCACUUGUCAGUAAGUGUGAAUUAGCACUCUAGUUCCCCUGUUUGAGUCUCAUCACACUUGUUUUACUUUAUAUGAAGGAGAAUUACUAAAGGCUGCCAUGCAGUCUUAACUUUGCAGUUUCUGUGGAGUUAGAUUCAGAUAAACCAACUCAGUACAUUACCAUUUCCUGUGUCAGGGACAGUAUACAUGCAGCCGUUCAUUCAUCCUCUUUCCACAGACAACUUGUUUAAGAAAUGAAGUUUGUUGAAUAGUUGUCUUAAUACAUGAAGGAUUUUGAUUCAUUGCUGUUUAGCAAUCCCUGACUCCCCAUCAGAUGUGAUGUAGAGUAGUGUGGGAGCGCUUGUUUUCCGUACGGUAACAUUGACAACUGAUUUGAAGGACAUAUCCGGUGUACUGUAGGGGCUGCUUUGGAAAUGUCUCUGUUAUUCAGUUCUUCAGUCCAAAAAGGGUCCACAUGUUGCAUCAUUUUCCCACCAAUAAUGAUUUGAAACAGUUCAUGUUCAAGUUUUAAGGAUCUCCUUUUACUAAUGAACUUCUGUCUUACAGAGAGCCAUAUAUUGACCCACAUCAUUGAAUGUGCACUACAUUUGCCAAUGCUCUGCUGUGCCUAUUGAAAUGUAUAUUGUGCUAUUAGUGGUUUGGUUGGCAUUUUAUUGCUGCUGUAUCAGUGGUGUUUGUUUGUGAAGUGCUACGGAGGAGCAUUAGAUUUAUGGCUUGUAUUUUUACUUUGGAUGUUUGAGUGACAAAACACUUUGGGUGUAAAUAUUUUGUGUACAUUGUUUCUAACUUGUCUACUGAAUCCAACCUGCGUGUCUGAUUUUUAUUGAGCCCUUUCUGGUCUUAAUGUUCUGUGCCACGUUACAAAAGUUCUGUUUUUAAGCCAUUCUCUCCAUUUUUGUUUCUGCUCUUUUUACGCUGACAUUUUCUCUGCUUUUCAUGACAAAUUUCCUGGUAACCCAUCCAAAUGUGAAAAGUCGGCAAAUCACCAAAGUCAUUAGGAAUUAUCUUCUGGGAAUCAUGGUAAAACAUUUCAUGGCAGUCAGGAGCAAAGUGGACCACCGACUGACGGAAGGAUAAAACGGGACAGGUUUUAGCUCCUGUUUAGUUUUUAUAUUUGCCCACAUUCUGUAUGUAAAGCAUUUUUCUGGAGUAAAAUCCUGUGCGCAGCUGGUAUAAAAGACAGUUUAACACUUAUAGACACUGAUGUCUGAUAAUGAAGUGAUUUUUUUAAGGUUUUUGCAAUCUCUUUUGCUCCACUCUGCUACAGGAAUAAAUUAAAUAUCCUAAUUAAAAACUACAUUGAAUAAAAGGCUUACUUCAUAUGAGAAGAACAUAUGUACUAUAACUUUAAAUUGGUUCGUUCACAGUAUUUCAUGGUUUAUUAAACCAAUUUUAAUUCCUGGUGCAUAAGAAAUAAUGAUUAAAUGAGAGAUUUAUUACAGUCCUGUCUUAGGAAGGUGGAAAAAGAAAUGCAUUUAAAAUGUUUCUCUGUUAAGUUUGAUUGUUAAUGCGGCCCCAUUGGAACCAGCAGUGACCUGUAACAGAGGAGUUACAGCUGUCAUUCGGUCCUCAUCUAGUGUAGACGGUUUGUGUGACUUUCACAGAAUAACAAGCUACUUCUCAAAUAUGAUGCCGUCGUGUAAUAUUCCCAGCGUGUCCAUAUGUGAACGCGGCUACAGCUGCUUUGUUGGGAAUGCCAAUGAAAAUAAAGCCAAACUGAAUCACUCAGUGGAAACCAGCCAUACGUUCUUACCCAAACUGAAUUUGUUCUGACAAGUGUAAUAUUCUCAGUUUAAUUAUAACUAAACCUUCCAUUCACACUUUAAAAGAUGAGGCUGGCGUCGCUCUUUUAUUUGUCUUUUUGACGAUAAACCCCACCAGAAGACCAAAACCAACAGUGAGCUGGUUCAUCGCUCAGGCACCUGCGGGCCCAUUGGUUCCCACUGAAGAUGUAAAGCUUCAAAAAAUCAGUUUUACAAACAGAAUCAGAAAUACUUUAAUGAUCCCCGGGGUGAGAUUUGUUUUAUUACAGUUGCUCAAGGUGCUAAACAAGACAUCAGAGAAAUAGGAUGUUAAACUCGGUAUUAUAAUAUCUGAUAUUAUAUAUAGAAAAUAGAAAAAUGGAAAAAAUAGAAAAGAUAUAACAGUCUGAAGUAUGUACAGCCCAGUCAUUUCUCUAGCCAUCUGAUUUAUUGGGGACUAUUUUCAGUGGUGGAUUAAUACACAUAGUGUGCCCUAGUGAGUAUUUCCAGCACAAUAAUUGAGCUCUAUGGCAAAGAUAUAUCAGGCUUUGAACAUACAGGCAGUACUGUAAUGGGAUUUAUUGACAAUAAGAAAAAUGUGAAAUUGGUUUAAUAUCAGUGUCUCAUUACAUGAAGGUCACAGGUUUAGUCUCUUCCAAUUUUUAUGACGCAAGUAGAGCAGUUUGGUUUGUAGCUUGACCUGUAUUCAUUUAUUUUCUUCAUUGGUAUUGAAAAAGCACCCAAACCUGAGAGUCGUACUAUGUUGUGUAUCUACAGAGGGAUAUAUUUAAUCUGUCAGGUCAGAACACAAACAUUAUCAGAUAAAAGACUGCACUACAUUCAGCAACACCGCUACAGACAUAGUGAAUGUCAGCUUCUUCACAUUGACUUGAAUCCUCCGCUCUCUUCGUAUAAUUGGCUCUUAUCUUCGGCAGAAAUCAGCCUUCAUGUCAGAUAUUCAUGAUCACUAUUUUGUGUUGAGAGACUACCAGAAAAGAUAAAAGACCAGGAAUGACUCAUUUAGCUCCACGGUGAGCUCCCACAGAAGCUAUUUAAAUUCACUCUGCCGCGUUAAAGAAAGAUAUUUUUAAAGGAAAUUGGGCAGUCCAAUCCAUUUUUUAUAUAUAAAACUGUAAAAGUAGUACAAUUGAUUCUUGAGCUUGUAUUGCAAAAUCUUCUAGAAAGUAAGUUCGGGUUUUUUGAAACAAAUGGGUUGUUAUGAGGGUGUUUGGGUUUUGAUGCACGGUGUCUGUUUUGGUACACGGCGUUUUGUCUUGUUCAACUCUCUCUUAGCUGAUGGCUGAAUCUUCCACUUGUAGCGAUGAUAAUUAUUAUUAAUGUGAUUACUAUCGAAUCCAAGCCAUAGCAAAAUGACAACUCUACUAUUUUACAUGGCUGUGGGAGACUGAACGUCAGUUGUUCAUCAGUUUGUUGCCUGCAGAGGUUCCUGCUCCAGUGACUGUGACCCUGUGUCAGGGACCAAAGACAUGGAUCAAUACUGUUUUUGCUGGUGCACUCGAUUAUUUGAGCCAUGCAAGGAAAAAAAAAAAACAUCUUGACACAGCGAAUGGCAAGUCGAUAACUCAUCUGCAUAUUUUGAUGACAUGCUGACAUGCAAGGUAUUUAUUUGAAUCUUUUAAUCAUUUCCCACUUUUUUUUUAUAAACUUUUUGGAGCUGACAGUUUAAGCAGUUUCUUCUUUCUGUUUCUACUUUUCAUGGUGCUUUGUAUGAAGAGUUUUCUUUUAUUGAAUCCACGUUCACUGUACAGAUAACUGAUUGAGCACUUUGUAACUCAAGUUGUGGCUUAAUGCAAUGUUCACCGAAUUUAAACUUUCUCCCUGCCAACUCAAUUUUUAAAUAAAGCUUUUUGAAAGUUUUGGA